AUUGCAGGUGCUAUAUUUGUAACAUUGGCAAUAUUUUCUGGGCGCCCAGAUCCAGAAUGGUCAAUUUCCUCCAGCGAUCCAAAAUAUGCAGAAAUUAAGCAACUUUUGGAUAAUGCCAGAACUGCUGGCUUCGUCUAUGACACUAUCCGAAUGCCACCACGACUCGGGUACAAGGGAUUUGUAGUGAAGGCCUCAAACAUGAAUAAAAGGGAAUUAAUUGUGGGUCCUAACACAGUGAAACUGCAGCAGUUACUGCUGGAGAUGGCACCAGGUGACUUGCUGCCCCAAGGACUCAAAGAUGAAGUUUUGGCUGAAAUCAAUUCAGGAAAUGUCAGGCCAGGAGAUCUGUAA
This is a messenger RNA of Porites evermanni, 351 nucleotides long. NCBI's taxonomy places the organism in Eukaryota, Metazoa, Cnidaria, Anthozoa, Scleractinia, Poritidae. The record is from the annotation of a GenBank genome assembly.